CACCACUUUCUGGAUUUUCCUUCCUUUUCCAUAAAUUCUUCUGGUUGGUUUUAUUUCCAGGUGGCCAAGUUUCCCUUUAAGAGUAAUGUGAGUUUUGUGGUCAUUGUACCAAACCAGUAUACUCGGAAUCCCUCUCAUGUGCUGGAGAACUUCCCUUACAAACAACUAUGCAGGCUUUUCCCCAGAGAGGUGCCCACCACAGUGAAGAUCCCAAAAAUAAAAUUGGACUACCAGCUGGAACUCAACAAGGUUCUCAGUCAAAUGGGCCUCCAGGAGCUGUUCACAAGCCCAAAUCUGCAGAAGAUCACAGAUGAGCCUCUCUUUGUGUCCAGUGUGCAGCACCAGUCCACCAUGGAGCUUAAAGAGGAUGGGGUGGAAGCAUCUGCUGCAACCAGCGUCAUGCUGUCCCGCUCGGUCUCUGUCUUCAGCCUCGACCGGCCCUUUGUCUUCAUUAUCUUUGAGGAUGAAACGGGCAUCCCGCUUUUCAUAGGCAGUGUCCAGAACCCCAACCCCAGUGCUGCUCCCCAGAUCCAAGAGCCACAGGACUCACGUGAAGCCACAGAUGCCAAUAAGUACCACGUGCCCAAAUAAGAGAGGAGUAGAAUCUAAGUGUUCUGGGACUGCAACCUGACCCUCUGGACCAGCUGAGAGAGGCCUUCUGCCCUCAGAGACCUCCCUCUGAGGCCACGGGAGGCAAUUCCUUACUAUUUUCCUUUACAGAUCCCUAGAGACCAGUCCUGGGAUAGCCCAUUCUAGCCCUGACAAGCUUCUCCAGGCUGAGGUUCCCCUCUGUUGAACCUGAAAAGCUUGCUUUGCCUGGAUUUCCCUUCCAGGGCUCUCAGUCAUGGAAGGGAGACUUUCUUGUCCCCAGACUGUUAUUAGAGUCUUUAUUAAGAUCUUAUUAGAGUCCCCCAUAGCCUGGAAUCAUCAUUAGCAUCUGGCAGCUUGGACAACAGCCAGAGAUAUAUUAAUAUGGCUCUUCCUUCCGCAGUUCCUGGGAACAUGUCUCCCUCAAUGUUCCUCUGAAAACCAUCUGUGCCCACCUAGAAAAUGACCUCUAGAGCAACUGGACUAGUAACCAGUUGUCUUCUCUAGGAUGAGUCACAGCCACUUCCAGGCACAGGCUCUUUUAAAAGAUUCCCUUUUCCCACUCCUUGGCAAUUUGGAUUUGAUGUAGGAGGCUCUGCAGUGGCAAACCACUUUGGAUCCUUAUCUGCAGCCCUUUUCCGGGAAACUCUAGAGGUUGGGUAAUGCUAGAUUUUUCAAGACAUAUUUUAUAAAGUGUUUUUUAGUAAUUUUUAUGUUGGCAGAAUAAUAAAGAAUAAAGCAGAAUA
Messenger RNA from Lepidothrix coronata (blue-crowned manakin), 1334 nucleotides. RefSeq names its product alpha-2-antiplasmin-like. The transcript is spliced from 2 exons. The annotation marks the transcript as partial. NCBI's taxonomy places the organism in Eukaryota, Metazoa, Chordata, Aves, Passeriformes, Pipridae. The record is from RefSeq and is a predicted model, not a curated record. Gene Ontology annotation, molecular function: serine-type endopeptidase inhibitor activity. Gene Ontology annotation, biological process: negative regulation of endopeptidase activity.